Helianthus annuus (common sunflower) is the source of this 1195-nucleotide messenger RNA. RefSeq names its product growth-regulating factor 8. Gene Ontology annotation, molecular function: ATP binding. The record is from RefSeq and is a predicted model, not a curated record. Gene Ontology annotation, biological process: DNA-templated transcription; regulation of DNA-templated transcription; developmental process. NCBI's taxonomy places the organism in Eukaryota, Viridiplantae, Streptophyta, Magnoliopsida, Asterales, Asteraceae. The transcript is spliced from 4 exons. Bases 29 to 1093 code for a protein of 354 amino acids. Gene Ontology annotation, cellular component: nucleus.
UAUUUGGGUUCUCAUCUUUUCUUCACAAAUGAGUUCUAACGAAUAUAGUACGGAAAACGUUGGUUGCAGGAAUGAAAAAUCCGGGAAAGCUCCGUCACAGGCGGCGGAGUGUGACGUCGGGCUAGCUCUAAACAUGCUGAACCCUGAAACAACACACCCUAAAAAGAUGAAUUUCAUCUUUGAUCCUUCUCUCUAUAACCAUUCUCAACAUCGAGCUUCUAUCGACUUUGGCGGUGGCAGCGGUGGCGGUGGCCGCCUGCUGUUUGAUAACUCAAUGGCUACUAGCAGUCAUAUUGUAUCUGGGACUUCGUUCACUAACCCUACAGGUAGUGAGAUGCAGAAAAUGCUUUUCACAGCUUCUCAGUUGCAAGAAUUUGAAAAUCAGACAAUGAUUUACAAGCACAUUAUGUCUUCAAACCCUAUUCCUCCUCAGAUGCUGUUGCCUUUGUCCACUCAAUAUAACAGGUCAGAUUCAGAGCCAUGGAGGUGUAGAAGAACAGAUGGGAAGAAAUGGAGGUGUUCAAGAGAUGUAAUGCGUGAUCAAAAAUACUGUGAGCGCCAUGCGCACAAGAACAGACCUCGUUCAAGAAAGCCUGUGGAAACUCAGUCUUUGAAUACCAAAAAUCUCAACAAUAAAGAUAAUUACCAUUCUCUCCUUCCUCCUACCCCUAGUAUGCCCACUUCAUGUCAACAAUCCAGGUGCACUGAGUGGUUCAUGAGGGGUGGCACUAUCCCUUUGUCUUCAUCACAACAAAAGAUCCAGAAACCAAUGCCUUCACCAAGUGUUGGAUCAAAAAGUGACCACCUUUUUCAAAAUCUUGAGGGAAAUCAUCAAGCUUUGGUUGAUGUAGACAACUGCUCUCUUAGCUUAAUGCAACCUGGUGGAGAUUAUGCAUGUGUUGAUCAAGAUUUCUUUCAAAUGGGAAUUGGGAUGUUGAAUGCGGAUGGUUCGAACCCGCAGAGCCAAUUGAUACCCCAUGGUUCUUGGUUGGGUGGGCCAUUAGGCGAGGCGUUGUGCCCGGGGGUUGUGAGUUCACUUAACCAACCUACUAAUGUGACAUCUCCAAGUGAUUCUAGUCAUGGGCUUUGUUAGUUUUUAAUUGGAUGUUUUUGUUUCUUUUUAAAAGUUGGUUGGUUUUACCUAAAUGCUUCAGUCACGUAUAAAUAUAUAUAAAGUUUAAUUAGAUGCAUAUUU